AUGGAAAGUGAUAUCGAAAAAAGUCCACUUAUUUUCAAAGAUUACAAAAAUCACCAAUGCAUCAGAAAAUGUGACAGUCGUUUCCCAUUGACGUGUGAAUACAACUUCACAGUAGAAUACUAUCACACAUUAUCCAAAGCAUGCUUCAACUGUCCACACAACGUCACAGAUUGUGCACGUCCACACUGUGUGGUGGCGGACGGAACUAAAAGGGGGAUAAUCACGGUGAACAGAAUGGUGCCUGGCCCCGGGAUCCAUAUAUGCGAAGGAGACACUAUAGUAGUUAAUGUACACAACAAAUUGGAAGGUUCUGAUGGACUGUCCAUUCACUGGCAUGGACUUCACCAAAGAAAUACACCACAUAUGGAUGGGAUCUCCAUGAUUACUCAAUGCGCUAUCCCUGCGCAUUCGUCAUUCCAAUACAAGUUCAAGCCUGACUUCCCCGGAACCUAUUUUUGGCACUCCCAUUCCGGGCUUCAGAGAAUGGACGGAGUUUUUGGAGCUCUUGUGAUCCGUCAGUCGGAUAUCACCGAGCCUCAUCUGGAACUUUAUGAUCAUGAUUUACCGGAACAUACUAUAAUGAUAAACGAUUGGUUGGCGGAAUUGGCUAUCAAUCGAUUCGCCAAAUAUAUCCAUGCAUUUGGCGACAGCACUCCCGCUUCAAUGCUCAUUAAUGGAAAAGGAACAUUCCAGGCAUUUACAAAUGUAGAUAAUACCACACUUUACACACCCCGUGAGAUGCUGUCUGUUGAGCAAGGAAAACGCUACAGGAUCCGUCUAAUUAGCAAUGGUUUAUUGGAAUGUCCCAUCCAGUUCUCUAUAGACAAUCAUAGCCUCAUCAUCAUAGCUACUGACGGUUUUCCCGUGCAGCCUAUCACAGUACAAUCACUUACCGUGUUUGCUGGUGAACGAUAUGAUAUUGUACUCCAUGCAACACAGUCUGUUGACAACUAUUGGAUUCGGACUCGCGGUGAAGCACUCUGUGUUUUUAAAAAGGUGCACCAAGAGGCUAUCCUUCAUUAUCAAGGAGCUGAGGGAAACCUUCCAGACUUAUCUACUGGGUAUGACACAGAGAUUCGCUCAGGAAAGAAACUAAAUCCAUGGGACAAAGCGGAAAGUGAGAAUCUGAUUCCAGUAACCAGACUUGUAUCACUUCAUGAAAACGAUAAGGCUCUAUCAGAAACUCCGGAUAAAACAGUGUACAUGUCCAUGGAUUUUAACAAGAUUGACAACUACGAUUUCCACGACCCCAUGUUGAACCCCAGUUCUGCAGUGGAGAGCUCCUCUCACACAUAUUUACCCCAGAUCAACUAUAUAUCGUCAAUGCUACCUCCAGCACCACCUCUCACACAAUAUAAAGAUAUCCCUAAGGAACUGAUAUGUGAUUCUUUAAAUGAUGACCAUAACUGCUCGUCAGAAUUUUGCAAAUGUGUCCACAUUAAAAAGGUCAAUCUAGGCGAUGUGGUAGAGUUUGUCAUAGUGAACGAAGGUAAAACGUUUGAAGGCAAUCAUCCCAUGCAUCUUCAUGGCUACAGUUAUAGGGUGGUUGGUAUGGAUAAGCUUAAACGAUCUACUACCCUCCAAGAGGUAAAGAAGUUGAAUGAAGCAGGGAACAUUUCCAGAAAUCUAAAUAUGUCGGUUAAAAAGGACACAGUAACUGUGCCAAAUGGUGGAUAUACCAUUCUCCGAAUACAUGCCACCAAUCCAGGUUUUUGGUUUUUCCAUUGCCAUAUUGAUUUCCAUGUCGAGGAGGGAAUGGGUAUUAUACUACAAGUUGGAGAAAUUAGCCAGAUGCCAAAACCACCAUAUAACUUUCCUAGAUGUGGGAACUGGAAGUAUACGACUCAUGUUAAGGAAGAGACAGGAUGUCCAGUUAACAGUGCGAAUAGUCUACAUUAUGCACCAAUGGCUUUAUUGAUCUUUAUCUAUGUAAUCCUGUUAUUGAAAGACAUGUAAAAGCAAUUCAUGUUUGUCUUGCCCCUUUGAUUUAAUGCACUAUCUAACAUUGAGGAUAGUACUGAGCAUUUACAUUAGAUUAGAUAAUACUUACAUCUUCUAAACGCUGUACAUUUACAGAAAAUAAACUUCACUAUCAAUUACUAAAUAAACAAAAGCUUUAAUACUUUUACACACAAAUAUUUGUACACAUUAUUUUAUUAUGUGCAUCAUCAUACUUGCUCUAAGCAUCCGUCACUCUACUGCACUCAACAAUACAAAGAUAGUUUCGAUUCAACACCAUACACUGCACGUUUUACACCAUACUUCAUACACCGAGACCUCAGGAAUCUAUGUCUGCGAUAUUAUUAAGAGCAACUUAAGUUUAAUUCCGAAUUCACUAAAGAAAUUGCUAGACAGUAAAAAAUGUAAGUGUUGUAAGGAAGCCUGUUAGAAGAAUGAAAGCCUAAACUCAGAUAAAUAAGUACAGGUAGUGGAAAGGUACCAUGAAGGGUAUUCGAAUGGAAGUUCCAGUAUAGGGUAACUGUCAAGAUACUAUGUAAGAAAGUUAACAUAUGGUAAAUGUAAAAAUACUAUGCAAGACAAAUGAAUAGUAAAGCACCGUAAAUGUGACAAUAGCACAUUUAAUUUUCUACUCAAAAAGGUAUAGCUUUUGUUUUACAUGAAAAUUCAGACUAUGUGAAAAAAAUUACAAAUUUAACGAGGAACGUAAAUCACAAUUCACAUCACUUCUUUACCUGAAACAUUUCAAACUUUUAAAAAUAGUUUUUUAUUUAAAUUACGAUUUACUUUAAAAUUUAAUAAUUUCAUUACAUUAUAAAACAUUCUUGUAGAAGCUGUCAAUAAUAUUAUUAAUUAAACACUUUCGCGAUCCUUUCAAGGCUGCUAUUCGCUCUGGAGCAAAUACACUGUAUAUAUUGUCAAGAUAUUGUAGUUUUAUGCUAAUCAACAAGUAGCGAUUUUAUUGUAAAAGAUUAAAUUACAUUGAAGUAUAAUUAAUACUUUUGUUCUACUCUGUACCUGGUGAAUUUUACAUGCAUAUUUUUGUAUGUUUAUCUAUGUAUCCUAGUAAAUCUCUGGUCC
Saccostrea echinata is the source of this 3039-nucleotide messenger RNA. RefSeq lists its product as uncharacterized. Gene Ontology annotation, biological process: iron ion transport. The record is from RefSeq and is a predicted model, not a curated record. Gene Ontology annotation, cellular component: plasma membrane. NCBI's taxonomy places the organism in Eukaryota, Metazoa, Mollusca, Bivalvia, Ostreida, Ostreidae. Gene Ontology annotation, molecular function: oxidoreductase activity; copper ion binding. The transcript has 8 exons. The coding region runs from base 1 to 1956 and encodes 651 amino acids.